AUGGGAGUCUCCACAGAAUCUGAAUAUCACCAUCUGCGACCGGUAGGUCGAGUUCCCCCGCUUCCUGAUGCGCCAGAACACAGACAACAAAUUGCAAAUUGGAGUCCAUAUACACACCCAAGGUCAUCACGAUCAUCAUCGUCAUUGUCAUCACAAUCAGCAUCUACCCCAGGAAAAGCCACACAUAGGACAGACCAUGGGUUACUUAGAAAGAGUCCCGAUGUAGGUGACUUGAAUGCUCAGUUAGUUACAGCAACAGGUCAUGCCUCACACGGUCAACAUAGCCUGCAUCUGAAUCAUACUAUAGCUACUCCUUCACUACACUCAAACUCCAAAUUGAAUCCAAAUUAUCAUCGCAAUGCAUUAUCCACUUCCCCCGUACGACAGAGCGUUGGUGAUGGCCAUUUACAAAAUGGUCAACUACGUCAAAGAGCUUAUUCCAGCUCGCCACCUAGAACCAAUCCUUCACACGUCUCCUCACAAGGCUCCUCACAAGGCACCUCACAUGCAUCUACGUCUAUGCAACAAACCACUUCGGUCAACUCCCAGCUCAGUAGUGAUGAUGUGAAAAUAUACUACACAAGACUCAUCAACUAUGAAUUUAGAAACUUGCAGCUUGAUACAGAUUUGCAGACCAAAUCGUUAUUCGACUUGAUUGAUUACUGUGAAUUACUAUACGAAAGAUCAGAUACACAAUUACGAAACUCAACGCACACGGAACAACUAUCGGGAAUAAAGACAUAUAUCAAAGGUUACCUAAUAUUCAAUUAUUUUAUAAAUAGUUUUAUCAUGCUUCAUUACCAAGGAUUCGACGAGUUUAUCAAAAAUAGCGAGCAAGAUUUCAUAAUUUAUUUGAAUAUUUAUGCAUUUUACAACACAGAUAUAUAUUUCCAAAACGGACAAUACUCAGUUGAUGCUAUUGAUUUGAGGAGAUACAUUAAGCUCUACCUCGUUGACAAAAAUUUGCUAAGCUUCAACAUAGAAGAGUUGUAUGAGUGGUUAAAUGAAUAUAUACGAUAUCUCCAGGAGAUGGAGCAACGAUCGCAAAUGGAACAAGAUGGAGAUCUGGGGCUGGAAUACUCAGAGGAGGAGCAAGCGAGCAUACAAGAUCAAGAAAGCAUGGACGGCUACGACGAGUUAUCUUUUGACAAUUCAGCAUACCCACCAUCUAGUAUAACGGAUCAUCCCAAUCAUCACACUCAUAAUCAUAAUAAUCAUCAUCAUCAGCAACAGCAGCAGCAACAACACCGCCACCAACAAAAUAGUCAUUCACGAGGGUCAUCAAUUGCAUCUUUAGAUGGUUUUAAGUUGAGAUAUCCAUCGGUAAAAUUGAACCAGGUACCGGCAACAGAACACCAGAGUGCUAUUGAGUCAAAGGCUGCAAAAAAACUACCACCACCACCGCCACCUCUUCCACUGCUGCAACCUCCUAUUCCUAUUCAUUCUAUGCCGCCAAUUUCUUUGGUACCACCUAUUCCAAACCCUUUACCUGAACUACCAUCACUGAGAAAUGUCUCUGCACUGCCACAGAAUACACAUAUUACGCCGUACCCGAAGCAACCUAUCCUAAAUUUGGAUGUUGACAAUUACACCUUGCCAACGAACGAUAUACCAAAAAAGAAUGAUAAAUCACAUAAAAACAUACCACACCUUACAAAUCAAAAAGCUGCUAGUGUUGCUGUACCAAACGCGAGUAAUCAUUACAUUAAAGAAAAGAAGCACACGACACAGCCAGACGGGUAUCAUCGUGCUAAACACAGUCAAUCGGUUCCACUUGACAACAAUUAUGUAAAUGGCUAUUCUCUGCAAGUAUACGGUGCGAUCCCUCCACAAGGACAUCAACCUACUUAUCAAGGUCCAUCGUAUGUAAAUUAUGGACAAGCCCCAUAUUAUCCUCAGCAGGUCCCUCAACAGUAUGGCAUGGUGCACCACUCAACACAACAACUUAAUUAUCCACCUCCUCAACUGUACCCCGCAUCUCAACCGUUUGCGUAUUCACCUCACAACAACUUGAUUCCAACACAUGUUUUACUACAACAAGAGCAAAUCAAGUCCCAAAAAGUCAGUAUAUUACGAGACUAUUCAAUCUGUGGCUUGAAAAACUUUGGCUCGUCAUGUUAUAUAAACUCGACUAUCCAGCUUCUAUUUGGAAUAUACCCAUUCAAAAUUAUAUUCAAUCGUGGGUUUCAACGUUUUGUCAAAGAUCCGAAAUACAUUGAUAUAAUGAAGAAGAUCAAUUCACACAGUAAGGAUUCUGCAUUGUUGAGUGAGGCCGUAGCUGGACUUUUGCGCACUUUCCAACAAAAUGGUGGUGCCUCCGUGGCACCAACAAAGUUUAUUCGUGUCACCUCGUUGCUUAAACCAGGCUUGAAUAUUCCCCACGAGCAACAAGAUGCACAAGAGUUCCUCUUGUUUGUGUUAGAGAGGUUACACGAUGAGCUUAGUGAUAAAGCAGUCGAAGAUUUUGACCCCGAUAAGUUGUUUGCCAAAUGGGGGAUCACUGUAAAUCCAGAAAAUAAGUCAUCGUAUACGAAAUGGUACAAGUCAUUACAUGCCCAUGAAGGUUCAAGCCCUAUCCUGGAUCUUUUCCAAGGACAUUUGCAGAAUAAGCUCAAGUGUAACAAAUGCUCAUACGAGUCCAUCACAUAUUCACCAUUUUCUAUCCUUUCGUUACCUAUACCAAACACCAGGCAUAACAAUGAAGUAGUCGACUUGAGUUCUUGUUUAAAGUAUUAUAUUCAGGAUGAAACACUAUCGGGUGACAAUGCAUGGCGAUGUCCCAAGUGUCAUGGUGAAGUACCCACGGUUGAAAACCAUCCAGUGUUUGUGAAAAAGAAAGGGCUUUUUAAGCUUGGAAAAUCAAAACAAAAACAACAACCGGCAGGUGAAAAUGCAGCUGCAACUACAACGGUGUCUACAAAAUCCCUAAAUUUCGUCAAACUACCAACCAUUUUGUUUAUUCAUUUAUCCAGGUUUUCAAUGUAUAACCUAACAGACAAAUUGGACACGCCAAUUCGUUACCCAUUGCAACUUCGUUUCAACAAUCAUGGACAUGAAAUAGUAUACAAGAUUUCUGGAGUGAUUAACCAUUUCGGAAACUUAAAGAGUGGCCAUUAUACUGCACUAAUUAAUAAAUCCACGGUCAAUGAAACCAAUUACGAUUUAGAGAAUCUCGUGCAUCCAUAUUGGUGUUAUUUCGAUGAUGAAAAUGUUAAACUGAAUGUCAGCAAUGGUAAUAUACGUGGAGGACCAGGGUAUGAUGAUGUGGUUUCAAAGGAUGUUUAUGUUUUAUGUUACGAAAGGGUUAAGACAGUUUAG
Messenger RNA from Lodderomyces elongisporus, 3318 nucleotides. Its product is annotated as ubiquitin-specific protease. The coding region runs from base 1 to 3318 and encodes 1105 amino acids. The record is from RefSeq and is a predicted model, not a curated record. Gene Ontology annotation, biological process: protein deubiquitination. The transcript has a single exon. Lineage: Eukaryota; Fungi; Ascomycota; Pichiomycetes; Serinales; Debaryomycetaceae. Gene Ontology annotation, molecular function: cysteine-type deubiquitinase activity.